Glossina fuscipes is the source of this 1063-nucleotide messenger RNA. RefSeq names its product glucosidase 2 subunit beta. The transcript has 2 exons. Gene Ontology annotation, biological process: N-glycan processing. Lineage: Eukaryota; Metazoa; Arthropoda; Insecta; Diptera; Glossinidae. The record is from RefSeq and is a predicted model, not a curated record. Gene Ontology annotation, cellular component: glucosidase II complex. Bases 76 to 654 code for a protein of 192 amino acids.
GCCUUCCAGAAUUAAAUGGAAAUUAUUAAGAAAUUUAAUGUAAAGUAGUUUUCUUAGUCCCGCAAUAUUUCAAACAUGAAAAAGACUUGGAUUAAACGCGAAAAUAUAUAUUACGUGCCCUUUUAUAAACAAAAAUCCAAAAUGUUCCUUCUCGGCAUAUUUUGUCUGGGUAUUUUGUUUUUCAUAUAUCAACUUCUCUUUAUUUAUCAAUUACCAAAUGUUAGUACACCUUGGAAAGAUUUACGAAAAGAAGAUAAACAAACACAACAAGACGAUGGCGGGGGAGAAUUUAGAGAAACCACCAAAAUUUUAGAGGACACAAUUAAAAUCAUAAGGGGGACGCGCCUUUUCGAUUAUGACUCUUAUAAACCUAAUUUUGAAGGAAAAUUUCGCUGUUUAGAUGGCAGUAAAGAAAUACCUUUCCAAUAUGUAAAUGACGAUUUUUGCGACUGUCUAGGAGAUGGCAGUGAUGAGCCCAGUACAAAUGCUUGCAAAAAUGGCCGCUUCUACUGUAAAUAUCAAAAGCGGCAUAUAACCGGCCGUGGUCGCGAUAUUUUCAUAUUUAGCAGCCGUAUAAAUGAUGGCAUUUGUGACUGCUGCGACGGCAGCGACGAAUGGGAAGGGACGAAUUGCAGAAAUCGAUGUUCGACGUAGUCGAGCACUUCUAAAAUUAGGAAUUAUAACAAAUUUUGUAGAAGUCCAUUCUUUAAGAAUAUCAUAAUAGGCAUUUAAGUAUAGAAGACCUAAUAAAAUACAAUUUUUAUUCCAUUAAACUUUUCAACAUAUAUUCCGCGAUCCCUAUUGUCCAUUGUAUUGAAAAGUAAAGCUUUUAAAGCUUAUGAGAAGUAGACGGUUAAGGGACAACUACUCUCUACGUUAAAGCGAAAAGUGUAUUCCGAUUUAGACGACGUUUGAACUUGCAACAUAUGUAAAGUAGCAAAAUUUAAGUUAUUUUUUUGACAGACGUAAAUUUACAAAUUUGUAAUAUCAAUAUUUGCUGUUGUAGCGAUUCCCAUAACAUGCAAGAAGGUAGGCGAUCACUUUAACUGAAAAUAACCACAUC